UCUUACACGUCCUUUUCAGGCGUGAACUUGUGGCCUGGAAAGCAAAUACGCAGUCACAACUAUCAUACUCCUGAGCCCUUCCGGAAUCGAGUUGUGGUUUUGAUAGGCAGUUCCAUGAGUGCCGCUGAUUUAUCUAUUGAGAUUGCUGAGGUAGCCAGAGAGGUCCACUUUGCAUCCAGAUCAGUGGCUGAUGAAACCUACGAAAAACAGCUGAGGCAUGACAAUCUGUGGCUUCAUUCUAUGGUGGAAAGCGCCAGUGGAGAUGGUACCGUGGUUUUCCGAUUUGGCAGUGCUGUCGUUGCUCACAUUAUUCUGCAUUGCACUGGCCACAGAUUGUGACUGUAGAUGACAAUCGUAUGGGGCCACUUUACAAGCAUGUUUUUCCUCCCAUCUUUGGCUCCAGGGCUAUCCUUUGCUC
Molecule: messenger RNA, 418 nt
Organism: Populus euphratica (Euphrates poplar)
Lineage: Eukaryota; Viridiplantae; Streptophyta; Magnoliopsida; Malpighiales; Salicaceae
Product: flavin-containing monooxygenase FMO GS-OX-like 4
Exons: 4
Molecular function (GO): NADP binding; flavin adenine dinucleotide binding; N,N-dimethylaniline monooxygenase activity
Source: RefSeq, a predicted model, not a curated record